Molecule: messenger RNA, 3167 nt
Organism: Brassica napus (rape)
Lineage: Eukaryota; Viridiplantae; Streptophyta; Magnoliopsida; Brassicales; Brassicaceae
Exons: 15
Coding region: 555-1199 (214 amino acids)
Source: RefSeq, a predicted model, not a curated record
UAGGCCCAAUCAUAUCUCGUCUCUCUUCGCCGCCGCUGUCUCCCUCUCGGUACGUCGUGAACCUGAAUUGAUGAUUUACACGGCGAUCGACAACUUCUACCUGACGGAAGAGCAGCUAAAGACUUCACCUUCAAGGAAAGAUGGGAUAGAUGAAGCAACCGAAGUGGCAUUUAGAAUCUAUGGAUGUGAUUGUGAUGUCAUCCAGGAAGUGAAUCUAUAGACGACCACAAGCAGUUAAUUAUGGCUACUGGGCAGGUUCUAGUGCAAGAAGUCUCUUUCCAAAUUUGAUGUUAAGAUUGUAGCUGCGAGCUGUGUCUGGCUUGCAUCAAAACUGGAAGAGAACCCAAAAAGGCAAGACGGGUCGCAGGGAGAAGUACUUACCUAUAGAUCAUCUUGAUUUGUUUUCCAAAAGUACUCUGAGGUGAAAGUUGAGUUAAGCAGAACUGAGAGACAUAUACUUAAUGAUGGGUUUUGUAUGCCAUGUUGAACAUCCUCACAAGUUCAUUUCAAACUACCUCCUGAACUUUUAGGCAAGAAGCUUGGAACCUGGGUAAAUGAUGAUAGACCCAUCUCUAUUUCUUCCUCCUAGGGACUGUGAUUGUAAAAGCAUGGAUGAGGAAUUGACAAGAUACGCUGCAACAAGAAUCAAAGAAUACAUGAAUAACAACAGGAGCAAGGAUGAAAUUGUGAGGAUUCUAUACCAACAACAUGCAAUCCCAGUUUACUUGACCCUGCAAGCUUGGGAUCAAACUGAAAUCGAAUCUUCAGGUAUCUUUCAGGAGUAUUUUGUCCAAUCACUGUUGAACCCCGAUGCAGAAACGACUGAUCAAGGACCUACUCAAAUCGCACCAACUUCAAUGGGGACUGCUGGGAGAGAUACUGGUGCAUCAUCAUCAUUCUUGCGUGUUCCUCCUCCAACUGGUGAUGCCCUAAUCCCUGUGCAGCAGGCAGUUUCUUCCGGAACUGCUCAAAAUGUCCCGAUAGUUACUAGUGCACAAGUUCCUCCACUUACUGUACUAACGAGAACUGCUCAAAAUGUCCCGAGGGAUACUCGUGCAUCAUCAUCAUCGCAAGUUCCUCCCGAAACUGCCAAUGCUCCUGUGCAGCAACCACUUUCUCCCAAAACUGAAAUUUUGAUGAAGAUCUUCUCUACCUUGGUUGAGAUGAAGACUAAACACAAGACCAGAUGCUCCAUCUAAUGUCCGAGGGACGUAAGAGAACCCGAGAUGAGCAGGACCACACUCAACAAGAAUCACCGGACUCGAGAAGUCAGCGACGUGACUGAGACACCAGAUUCUCUAAAGUUAACUGAUUGCAGAGACUUAUUGUUGCUACGAUGUUUGUUUACUCUCUUAAUCUCAUCUGUGUUGCUAUGAUGCUGAAUACUUAAUCUUAUCUAUGUUGUUAUGAUGCUGACUCUUUAAUCUCACAAAUGUUGUUGUGAUGCUUCUUACUCUUUAAUCUCAGCUAAGUCAGUUUAAAAAAAAAACAUUUUAUAUGUUUUCUUGUUGGGUGUCUCAACGCUUUCUAUUGUUCGGCUCAAACCUGAAACUUUUGAGCCAAGACUUCCAGUUCCCACUCUUCUACCAUCGUUCUGUGCUUCUAACUUCUUAGACAGAGUGAAGUUCCUCGAUCCGGUUGACUAGAGCUUUCAAUAUAAUUCUUGAUUCAUUUAUGUCUCCUCUCAAAUUGUGGCUCCUCCUCCUUGAGCUCAUUGCACAAGGACCUCAAACAAUGCCGCUUCUGUGCACUGCAAACUCCUAAAACACAUGUGAAAUGCUGGACGAACCAAACACUAACAUCAAGAACGUGGGUAUGUAUGUGUGAGAAAUGCUGGACUAACCAAACGCUAACAUAAAGCUCAAAUGUCACAAUGGUGUGAUUUUUCCUUAAAACAUUUGUAUUGUUGAAUCUAUAGACCACAAGCAGUUAUGGCUACUGGGCAGGUUUUUUCCACAGGUUCUAGUGCAAGAAGUCUCUUUCCAAAUUUGAUGUUAAGAUUGUAGCUGCGAGCUGUGUCUGGCUUGAGUGUCGCAGGGAGAAGUACUUACCUAUAGAUCAUCUUGAUUUGUUUUCCAAGUUUAGUAUCUCUACUUGCAUUGUUACAUGACCAAUUGCAUAUUUGUCAUCUUGGAUGUUUUUCAUGUCUAUUGGCUACUGCAUACUGAAACAGCUUUUUUUUUUUUGAAAUGAUGAGUUUUGUAUGCCAUGUUGAACAUCCUCACAAGUUCAUUUCAAACUACCUGGCCACACUUGAAACACCUCCUGAACUGAGACAAGAAGCUUGGAACUUGGCUAAUGAUAGUCUGCGUACAACCCUUUGUGUAAGGUUCAGAAGUGAAGUUGUGGCUUGUGGGGUCGUGUAUGCCGCUGCCCGCAGGUUUCAAGUGCCUCUCCCAGAGAAUCCACCCUGGUGGAAAGCAUUUGAUGCAGAUAAAUCUGGUAUUGACCAAGUGUGUAGCGUUCUUGCUCAUCUAUACAGUCUUCCAAAGGCUCAGUAUAUCUCAGUUUGCAAGGACGGGAAGACAUUUACAUUUUCCAGUAGAUCCGGGAAUCCUCAAGCUCAAUCAGCUACAAAGGAUGUUUUACCGGCAGGCGGCGAUGCUGGUGAUACCAAGGGUUCAGCUGUAAACGAGUUUAAGGAUGAAGUGAUUACUACACCUCAUGAAAAGGCUACAAAUUCGAAGAAGAGGGAAGCUGAGUCAAACAGUCUGCCAAUUGUCGGAGACUCGAGGGAGAAGAAAAGUUAAGUAGGAGGAGAGAGUGAUAGGGAGAAGGAACGAGGUAGAGAGAGGGACAGGGCUAGGUCUUCUCACAGAGACAGAGGCAGAGAUUCUGACAAGGACAGAGAUAGACUAAAUGAUCGAAGUCACCAUCGGUCAAGAGAUAGACUGAAGGAUUUAGGUGGACCGUCAGAUAGAUCAAGACAUCACUCUUCUCGGGACCGUGACUAUCGGGAAUCCUCGCACUCAUCAAAAGACCGUCGUAGGCACAUUAAGUCAAAUCUUCUUGUCACUAAAUCUUUUUCAUCCUUUGCGACCCUUUUAACCAUUUUAAGUCUACUUGAGACGGUUGAUUGUUGAAAGUGAUGCAGAUAAGUAUUUGUAAUAUUUUCAAAUAUCUUAGGGUUUAUUUUAUUAAUUUAUAUAAUUAUUUUUAUUGUUUUA